AUGAUUCAUUGCAAAGAACAAGGGUCACCCACCCAUAGGAGCCUGUGGGUGGGCAACAUCUGCUACAGGUUGAUAAGAUCAAUCAAUGUUGUGUCUGGCAGAUAUGGCAUAUUUGUACACACUGCAGUGUACUCAUUACAUCAAGGGGAUGCUGCAAAAUCUGGACCUUGCAGCAUCAACCAGUGGAUACUAGAGAUCCUGAUGUUCCAUUUCAACCUUGUACACAUCCCUGGAACCUCCCAUGGGCUUAUGCUGGUGACGAGCCAGCCAAGGACAGCGACAAAUUUAAGGACUGGAUUGACUGUAUGGGUUCAUUCACCACAUGGUACCAAUUCCAUGCUCAGUCUCUCUUUCAGAGGUGCUGCACUAUGA
Messenger RNA from Trametes versicolor FP-101664 SS1, 372 nucleotides. RefSeq lists its product as uncharacterized. NCBI's taxonomy places the organism in Eukaryota, Fungi, Basidiomycota, Agaricomycetes, Polyporales, Polyporaceae. The transcript has a single exon. The record is from RefSeq and is a predicted model, not a curated record. Bases 1 to 372 code for a protein of 123 amino acids.